GCUGUGCUCAUUGGCAUUGACGAUUAUGCGUCCUACCCGCUGCAUGGUUGCGUAUCAGAUGCUAAAUCAAUGGGGAAGUAUUUGAUCGACGACCUCGGUGUGCCUAAGGGUCGCAUCCAAGUCCUUCUCGGGUCGAAGAAGGAAGUUUCCCUUGAUCCCACAAAGAAUCCUUCCCGCGCCAGCAUCAUUCGCACACUUCUCAGUGUCAUUGGCAAUCCCCAUAUCAAGUACGGCGAUAAUAUCAUCAUCUACUAUGCCGGACAUGGUUCUCGCUAUUCAUUUUCGGAGGAAGAUGACGAGCAAGCAGAAAUGGGAUUCGUCGAAGCACUGUGUCCCAUCGAUCGUGGUACCGCUGACUCCAACGGUAUUCCCGUCCCUGACAUUAGUGACCGGGAAUUUAAUACCAUCCUAACCCUGAUCGCCCGAGCCAAGGGACGCCGAAUCACAGUCAUUCUCGACUGUUGCCACUCUGGUGGUGUCACUCGA
Desarmillaria tabescens is the source of this 486-nucleotide messenger RNA. RefSeq names its product peptidase C14, caspase domain-containing protein. Gene Ontology annotation, biological process: proteolysis. The transcript has a single exon. NCBI's taxonomy places the organism in Eukaryota, Fungi, Basidiomycota, Agaricomycetes, Agaricales, Physalacriaceae. The annotation marks the transcript as partial. The record is from RefSeq and is a predicted model, not a curated record. Gene Ontology annotation, molecular function: cysteine-type endopeptidase activity.